AUGAAGCUCAUCAAUGGAGGUUUCCCAGAAGAUUUCAUUCUCAUGGGAUUUACCAAAUAUCCAUGGCUGGAUCUUCCUCUCUUCUUUGUCCUCCUGACCUCCUACACGUUCACGUUGCUGGGAAACAUUGCUAUUAUUCUGGUCUCUCAGCUGGAUUCCCAGCUCCAAAGCCCCAUGUAUUUCUUCCUUACCAGCCUUUCAUUUUUGGAUCUUUGUUUCACCACCACAACGGUCCCUCAAAUGCUAUUUAAUUUACAGGGACCCAACAAGAACAUCACUUACAUAGGCUGCAUGGCCCAGGCCUAUGUGUUCCAUUGGCUAGGCUGUACAGAAUGUGUUCUGCUUGGCAUCAUGGCCUUAGAUCGCUAUGUGGCUGUGUGCAAGCCUCUGAGGUACUCUGUUAUCAUGGACCACAGGUUCUGUCUGCAGCUGUCAAGCACUGCUUGGCUCACUGGCCUAGCCAAUUCACUACUACAGUCUACACUCACCAUACAGUUGCCCCUGUGUGGGAAUCAGAUGCUGGACCACUUCUUCUGUGAGCUGCCUGGGCUUAUUAAGAUGUCUUGUGGGAACACCACAGUCAAUGAGAUUACUUUAUCAGUGGUGGCCACAUUCUUGAUAAUGGGUCCCCUUUCCAUGAUACUUGUGUCUUAUAGUUACAUUGCCCAAACUGUAUUUCGAAUUCCUUCUGCAGCUGGGAGACUUAAAGCUUUCAACACUUGCUCAUCUCACUUGCUGGUAGUGUCUUUAUUUUAUGGGCCAGGUAUCUACAUCUAUAUGCAACCCUCAGAGGAUGGCUCCCAAGACCUCAUCAAGGUUUUGACUUUGUUUUACUGUGUCAUUACUCCCAUGGCUAAUCCAUUCAUCUACACUCUGAGGAACAAAGAUGUCAUAGGAGCUAUGAGGAGACUUCUGAGGAAGGCCAUUUCAACUAAGGGGAUAUGA
Messenger RNA from Phodopus roborovskii (desert hamster), 945 nucleotides. Its product is annotated as olfactory receptor 2B11. NCBI's taxonomy places the organism in Eukaryota, Metazoa, Chordata, Mammalia, Rodentia, Cricetidae. Gene Ontology annotation, biological process: G protein-coupled receptor signaling pathway. Gene Ontology annotation, molecular function: G protein-coupled receptor activity; olfactory receptor activity. Bases 1 to 945 code for a protein of 314 amino acids. Gene Ontology annotation, cellular component: membrane. The record is from RefSeq and is a predicted model, not a curated record. The transcript has a single exon.